Molecule: messenger RNA, 3540 nt
Organism: Metopolophium dirhodum (rose-grain aphid)
Lineage: Eukaryota; Metazoa; Arthropoda; Insecta; Hemiptera; Aphididae
Product: early estrogen-induced gene 1 protein
Exons: 10
Coding region: 453-1982 (509 amino acids)
Source: RefSeq, a predicted model, not a curated record
UCCGUCCGAUAUUGUUAUUUGUUGUCAAGUGUUAUUGUUUUGCCCCGACGGCGACGUCGACUUUCCCGUAGGGAUCUAAAUAGCAAUAAAAUAUAUAAUAUAUUAUACAUAUUAUAUAUUUAUACAUAUUAUAUAUAUAUAUUAUAUAUGUAUAUAUAAUGUACGUUGCACAUAAUAUGUAUCAGUGAAAUGUAAGUGUGUAUUUAUGCUGUAGUCGCAAAAUCGCACGUCGUCGGUCGUUAGGUAAAAAUUUUGCAUUUUUUAAUUUUCACAUUAGUUUUCUUUCCGUUUUGUGUCCUCGGGAGGGAACCGUCGAGUCAUUUUUUUACAUUUAUCACAUUCUAAACGAGUGUUGCAGUGUGUUUGUUCUUCUUGUGUUAAGAAACCUCCAGAAUUUGAACUCUAUGCUGCUUAACGAGUAAAUAAUCCACUGACGCUCCUGCAGGGUCAAAAUGUCAUUCAUGGUGAAGAAGAAACGAUACAAGUUUACUGUUAAUCUUUGCCUUGAAGAUUUAACAGCCGUCCCAUUUGUCAAUGCUGUGUUAUUUGCCAAAGUUCGGUUACUGGAUGGCGGGAAUUUCAGUGAUACUUCAUCCAGAGAGGAGGUUCGAGAUCACACAGUCCGAUGGGGUGCUAAAUUCGAAUUCGUCUGUAAGAUGAGCGCCAACGCGUCCACCGGGAUAAUGGACCCGUGUAACCUUCGGAUAUCUGUUCGCAAAGAAUUGAAAGGUGGUCGCAGCUUUCAAAAACUCGGUUUCACCGACGUUAAUUUGGCUGAAUUGGCUGGAGCUGGGUUGAGUUCGAGGCGCUGUUUACUAGAAGGGUACGACACCCGGCACCAUCGACAGGACAACUCUAUGCUCCGAAUAUCCGUGUCCAUGAACAUGUUAGCCGGAGACAUAUUGUUCAAAGUGCCAACAUCCGCCUUAAAUCAAAAACCCACUACCAAUGGUGAUAUCCCGCAACGCGAAGAUACCGAAUACCCGAGCAGCGGAUUCGGUAGUUUGCCGAAUACGCGAUCGUUAUUUCCAUCAGACAUUCCAUCCAUGAGCGGUUUAGAGAAACACGAUGCCGUGUCCGAGUCGAAUCAAAAUCAUUCGGAACAAUUAGAAGACGAUGCGAUGGUGAUGGUACACGACAACGCCGCCGCGCCCACGGCCACUAACCACUUGGCCGGCUCGAGUGGACAUUCCCGUAACUCAUCGAACACCAGCAAAGGCUCUAGUUCUCACAACUCUCAUUCGAGACACAGCAGUUCCGGUGACAGCGGGCACGUCCGGUCGCCGUCCUGGCCCGUGUGGUCGCCUAGUCUGUUGCCGCCGCCGGCCACGCCGCCACCAUCGCCGCCGCAUCAACAGCACCCUCAGCAGCCUCCCACUACGCCCUUGUGGAGCAGCCCUCGGUCAAGAUUCUGGUCGCUACGCCAAGCCAAACACCAGCCGCCGUCGCCUCAAGUAUGCACCCACCAGGACGCGUUCCGGACUCCGGACAACAAGCACGGCGGAGGGUUCCGGUUCCCGCCGUGGUCCGGACCGUCGCCCCGGACCAACUCGUCACCUGGCCUGUCGCCCCUUACCCCAGAUUCCCCUAAUAGCCUGACGUCUAGCGGCACGGCCAUAUCCGCGUCCCAAGCAUCUCCCGUGCUCAGCGGUGUUGAGACCGGUUCGUUAGAUCGCGGCAAAGCUGCCCUGGAGCGGCGCAACAAGAAGUCGGCCGCGACGGGUGGCAGUGUCACCGACGAUGGCUGUGCAAAGGCAUCUGGGCGCGUGGAGGUGACCAGGGUCAACCCGGAUAGUCUCAUUGACCAGCUGCUCAGGGCCACCAACCUGGACGACCAUUCGGCUGACGAGGACAACAAGCCCAGAUCGGGGCUACAGUUGUUCAUUGCCAAAGACGGUACGACCACACUCGGCAGUCAGGACGUCAAGUGUCACAUGUCUAACAGUCUGUUUAAACAGGUUGUGAUGGAAGACAAUAGAUAACGCCCAGAGCGUGUAAAUCUAAGAUUAUGUUCUAUUUAGUAGAGUAUUUACGAGCUUAACGCUUUUUUUGUUUUAUAAAAAAGCUUACUUUGACUGAACACCCAAUAAGUUUCGGUCGUGGUGCUGCUUUCCAUUCAUCGUAUGGCACAUGCAUUGCCUCUUAUAGUCUUAUUACAGAUUUACUGUUGUCAAAGGCCUCCGUCGAUGUUGUUAUCUAUUGGUCCGACCAACAAAGUUUUAUAUAUUUAUUAUACACACAUCCAAACUAUAUAACAAUUCAAUUUUUCACAAUAUUAAUAUAUAUUUAUUUAUAUAUUAUAUAAUAUACAUUGUUAAGUGCUGCUCUCCUCAUGUGAUGACAUACAUUACCAAACCGUGAAACUAACACUGUUAAUUAUAUAUUUUGGUGUCUGGAUUAUGUUGAUCCUUAUGUAGCUUGUUAUCAAGAAUUAUUAUAUUUUUUAUCUCUCCGCGUAUCAUUGUGUCAUGUUAAACAGCAAUGUAUUGGAGUAUUCGACAGUCCAUCGUGUAACGAACGAUUAAGUCACAAAACAAUGUUCCUAUAAAAGUCAGACGUGCACAAUGACAUUAGUGUUGACAUCUGUUAUCAAAUAUAUAAUAUUAUAAAUAUAUUUACUAAUAUAAAAGUGAAAUAUAUUAUGAUAUCUGAACUGUUGUGCUUUCAUUGCACACCGCAAGUAUUUCAAUCGUUUUCGCCCAAUGGACUUUGCUACGGGACAAUAAAGGCUCCCUAUAACCUCGUCAAUUUGGAAACGAUAUUCAUUUCAUCGUCAUAUAUAUUUAUAUUUAUUUUUUUUUUGUCAUUGUUAUGAACAACACCAUUGAUCUCUCUCAGAUAAAUUAACCUGUGAAACAUCCAGUCACGUCAUUAAUUACGCACCGCAUAUUAUAUUGUAAUACGUAAGCAUUAUCUUGUAUUAUUAUUUAUUUAUUGUUUUUUUAUUUUUAAAUGGUUUGAAAGCCGCUUUGUCGCACUGAAAAUUAAAAGAUGAUUUGGUCAAUUGAAUUAAAACAAUUUAAUAUUAUUUAUUUUUAUUGACAAUUUUAUUAUAUCUUUUUCUUGUGUUAUUAUUAUUAUUAUUAUUAUUAUUAUUUUCUGUUUGUUGAGCUCAAAAUGGACUAUACGACUUGAAAUAAUCAUUGUUGUUAUUUACUUAUACCUAAUAUACAUUAUUAUUUUAUUAUAUUUUUUUGUCAUCUUGAAUUGUUAUAAUUAAUAGAUAUUUGUUUUAUUUGUAAACAAUAAUAACUAUAGUUAGGUAUCUAAUCAAUUUUGUAACUACUAUGUGCGCAACUAGUCAUUUUCACAUUAAAUACACAACGUACGAUAAAAGAACAAAGAGAUGAACUGUUCAGAAUUAAAAAAAAAAGAUUAACUACAAUACAUUUUUUUUAUAUAAUUAAAUACUAGUAAAGCAGACAUAUUAUUUUUUGGUGCAUUACAUUUUUUUAAUGUUUUGCAGUUGCUUGUAUUAAAACAUUUUCACAAAGGUUUAAAUUUUACUAUUUUAAAUUAUAUAAUUUUGAUAAUCUCUGA